Molecule: messenger RNA, 179 nt
Organism: Paraglomus occultum
Lineage: Eukaryota; Fungi; Glomeromycota; Glomeromycetes; Paraglomerales; Paraglomeraceae
Source: the annotation of a GenBank genome assembly
AGCUAGACGCACAAGUAAAACAACUUCAUAACGAUAUAAAUACGAUCAAGGAUGUACUUAAAUGCUAUGUGCUAGAUACGUCUUACUUAGAAGAGGGACCCCAAUGGUUUGCCGAUACUCGAGCUAAAAUACGUGGUAUCUUUGUAAGACUGUGUUCAUGCUGUAGAAGAAGAAGAUAA